UCAUACAUCUGGUCAGGUGAACAUCAUCUUACUGGAAUAAACUGCGGAUGGAUUUCUCUCCGAUGGAUUAAUCUGCGUCAGAAUGAGAAGAGACACACCAGACCAGUUUUUAGGAACUACAGACAGAUCUGUGUGAUGGCUGACAGUAUGAAGACUCAGCUUGUAAGCGCCAUCCAUCUGCAGGAGGUGGAGCUGCAAGAGAAACCAGGAGACAGACAGACGGACAGCGACGCAAACGGCAAUGAAGAGCAGACGUACAGCGUGGAGGAGGCCGUGGAGACCAUCGGCUUUGGACGUUUCCACAUCCUGCUGUUUGUCAUCAUGGGCAGCUGUAAUAUCAUAGAAGCCAUGGAGAUCAUGCUGCUCGCCGUCGUCUCUCCUGAGAUUCGAUGUGAGUGGCGUUUGGAAGACUGGCAGGUGGCCCUCGUCUCAACGAUGGUGUUUCUGGGCUUCAUGUUGUGUGGCGCUCUGGGUGGAUACAUCUCUGACAGAUAUGGACGUUGGACGGUGGUGUUUAUAGGUUUUGUGUGGAGCGCCUACUUCUCCCUCCUCACGUCCUUUGCACCAUCAUAUGGUUGGUUCAUCUUCCUGCGCAGCAUGGUGGGCUGCGGGGUGGCCGGCGUUUCACAGGGGUUCGUUUUGAAGACGGAGUUCAUUCCUGCAAAGCAUCGAGCUUUUCUGCUGCCUCUAGCCUCUGUCUUCUGGAUGAUAGGCUCCAUGCUGAUCAUCAUUCUGGGGAUGUUGGUGGUUCCCACACUCAGUUGGAGGUGGAUGAUCCGCAUCUCCAUCACCCCCAGCGUCAUCCUCAUCUUCCUCUUCAAGUAUAUUCCAGAGUCGGCGCGGUACAACGUGUCAGCAGGGAAAGUUCAGGCCGCCGUUGACACCCUGCAGUGGAUCGCUAAAAUGAACAGGGUAUCUCUUCCCCCAGGACGCCUGGUGGAGCCAGUUGUGAAUGAGAGAGGCAACUGGAAGAUACUGCUCAGCCCAGCGUUCAGGAGGACGUCUGUGCUGCUCUGGUAUUCAUGGUUUGUGGCGUCUUUUGCGUAUUAUGGCUCAGUGCUGAGCAGUUCAGAGCUUUUAGAGAAGAACUUGUUGUGUGUGACAAAUGCCGACAAAGAUCAUCAUGUCAAACACCACCAAGAGGACGGGCUGUGUUACUGCAUCCCCUUUGCACUCAGUGACUACCAGACACUGCUCAUCAGCUGUCUGGGAGAAGUUGCACUUGUCCCUCUAAACAUUGGCUUGCUCAACUUGCUCGGGCGUAAAAUGAGUCUGACGGUGGUGCAGCUGCUGGCGGCCAUUAUAUUCAUGAUGAUCAACGUCUGCACCACCAUGUCUGGGUUCGUAGUGCUGCUAUUCCUGCUGCGGUCUCUGGUCUCCAUGAACUUCAAUGUGGUUUAUAUUUACACGGCAGAGGUGUAUCCCACAGUGGCUCGGUCUCUAGGGAUGGGCUUCUGUACAUCUUUCAGUCGGAUCGGAGGGAUGAUUGCUCCGUUUAUCGCUCAGGUGCUUAUGUCUCAGUCUGUGAUUCUGGCUCUUACUCCAUUCACUGUGGCCUGUGUCAUCUGCGCUUUGGGAAAUUUCCUGUUACCAAUAGAAACUAGAGGCCGGGCUCUACUGCAAACCUCCUGAUGUCAACAAAAUAAAUACCUGACUGUGAAGUUUUUAAAAUAUUUUUUUUGGUUUGGAAUAUUAAAGUAGGAUCCAUAUCAUUGUCAUCAUUUUUAAUAUUAAAGAUGUUAUAUGAUCAGUUGUAGUGGCUUUAUUAUUGC
This is a messenger RNA of Sphaeramia orbicularis (orbiculate cardinalfish), 1772 nucleotides long. RefSeq names its product SVOP-like (gene svopl). The coding region runs from base 136 to 1632 and encodes 498 amino acids. Gene Ontology annotation, molecular function: transmembrane transporter activity. Gene Ontology annotation, biological process: transmembrane transport. Lineage: Eukaryota; Metazoa; Chordata; Actinopteri; Kurtiformes; Apogonidae. The transcript is spliced from 16 exons. The record is from RefSeq and is a predicted model, not a curated record. Gene Ontology annotation, cellular component: membrane.